Messenger RNA from Sebastes umbrosus (honeycomb rockfish), 2388 nucleotides. RefSeq names its product CCM2 like scaffold protein (gene ccm2l). The record is from RefSeq and is a predicted model, not a curated record. Gene Ontology annotation, biological process: heart morphogenesis. The coding region runs from base 224 to 2146 and encodes 640 amino acids. The transcript has 11 exons. NCBI's taxonomy places the organism in Eukaryota, Metazoa, Chordata, Actinopteri, Perciformes, Sebastidae.
UGUGUGUGUGUGAGGUCUCUAAAGAACAAUCAGUUGGAGGAACGAGACAGAACCAGAACGAAGCAGACGAGACAGACGAUGGAAACGCCAGCGUGGAGACGGACACAAAGACAAGAGAAGACAAACUGAAACCACAAAGAUCCGUUCAGGACUCAUCUGACCAAGAGCAGGACCAGGACCAGGACCGGUACCGGUACCGGUACCGGGGGGGGGCUGAACCACGAUGGACUAUGAACCCAAGAAGUCAAAGAAGGGUUUUGUAUCUCCUAUCAAGCGGCUGGUUUGGUCUAAAUCCGGUCGCAGGCCGGUGGAUCGAGGCAGCGUUUACCGGCGGCCGCUGCACACCGUCCCUCUCUACCCCCCCGACUACCUCAUCCACCCUGAGAGACUCAUCUUCGACUACAUAGAGAAGGAGGUCAAGUUCCUCGGUCACCUGACCUGGGUGUCGGUUUCACUGAACCCCUCCAGCCGAGACGAGCUGCUGCAACUCCUGGACACCGCCAGGCAGCUGAAGGUGCUGCCGCUGAAGACCAGCGUGGAUCAGGACUGUAUCCUGAGUCUGUCCGCUCGCUGUCUGCUGCUGACCUGGAGAGACAACGAGAAGCUGCUGGUGAGGAUUCCCACGCACGAGAUCGCCGCCGCGUCCUACCUGAGGGACGACGCCCUGCACCUGCUGGUCCUCAAGACAGGUCUGAACGUGGACACGGUGGUCGCCGGGGACGACAGCCUGGACAGGAAAAAGACGACGGGCGUAGACGGCCGACGCCAAACCAUGAGCUGCAACGCCGACCCUCGGCCCGCAGGGGGCACGAUGGAGCGACGACACACCAUCUGUGGAGUGGACUGGAGGCCGUCACUGUCCAGGAGUAACCACGACAAGAACCAGAACAUGGAGAGAGGAGGAGGAGGAGGAGGGGGGGAGAGAGGAGGAGGAGAGAGAGGAGGAGGAGGAGAGAGAGGAGGAGGAGGAGUAGGAGGAGAGAGAGGAGGAGGAGGGAGUCUAGAGAGGAAGAGAGUGGGAGGGAGCUGGGAGAGGAGGCAACAAACACGUAAGACAGGAGGGAGCUGGGAGAACCGCAGAGCCAGACCCAUGAGCGGGAGCUGGGGGGUGGGAGGAGGAGGAGGUGCUGGGGGAGGCAGCUGGGAGAAGAGGCAUGGGGGGGGAGGUGGUGGAGGAGGUGGGAGCUGGGAGAGGAGGGGAGGAGGAAGUGGUGGAGGGGGUAGCUGGGAGCGGCGGCAAGCCUGCACAGGAAGCUGGGAACGAGGGAAGAGCUACGGCAGCUGGGAGAGGAGGAACCACAACCCGCUGGAGCCCACGCCGUGUCCCGACGCCUACUGCAACCUGGUCAUCCUGGCUGUGGAGAACAGGGAUGCUGCAGAGGAGUACUGCUCUCUGAUCUGUCAGAUGUUCCAGAUCAUUUACGGCCAUCAGACCAUUGAGUGUGUGGACCGAGCCGGCUUCCAUCACGCCGUGCCGGACCGCUACUGGCUGGAGAGGAGUGACAGCUGUCUGAGCGACGUGUCGUACGGUUAUGAUCCAGAGUUCAGCUGCUGCAGCUCAUAUGACGGCUGUUCCCAGGAUGCCUUUGAGCUCUACUACAGCGAGACGUACAGCGACAGUUCGUCCGUCUCGCUGCAGGACUCUCGUCGUAGUCUGUCUUCAGCCGCUGACGGAGGAGACGGUAACCCCGCCCUGCUGCUGAUGCAGGACUACAUGAUCACUCUGCGUAACAAGCUCAGUCCAGUGGAGUUGCAGCACUUCGCCGUGUUGCUGAGAGAAUACAGACUGGGAUCAAACAUCCACUCUUUCUGCUCCGAGCUGCUGCAGCUAUACGGAGACGAGCGCAAGUUCCUGCUGAUGGGCAUGCGUCCCUUCGUCCCCGACAAGGACGUCGGGGUGUUUGAGAGUUUCCUGGAGAGCAUCGGGAUCCGAGAGGGCGGCAUUCUGACCGACAGCUUCGGACGCAUCAAACGCAGCAUGAGCAGCACGUCGGCGACGGCCAUGAGAGGCAGGUACGAUAACGGCUCUCUGGCUUCAGGAUCUCAGGAAUUCAACCAACGCAUCACCGACAUCACCCACGACAUCCAGGCACUCGGCUUCCAGGACACUCACGGAGACAUCGAGGAGGAAGACUACUACCUCUGAUGGAGGGAUGAAGAGACACAGAGACAGAGAGACACAGAGAGAGAGACAGACAGAGAGACAGAGAGACGUUCUCUCCAUUGAUAGACGAUAAACUGUAAAUAUAAAUCAUCUGACUUAAUGUUGGUGUGUAAAAUGCACUCUGCUCUAUUAUUAUUAUUAUUAUUAUUAUUAUUAUUAUUAUUAUUAUUUUUAUUAUUAUUAUCAUUAUUAUAAUAAUAAUAAUGAUAAUAAUAAUAAUAAUG